GCCUCCGCCGCCGGCCCAUGGAAGGCUCCAGGCCCCCGUCGCCGCGAGAUGCAGUGGAGCUGUCGGUGCUCGAGGGGCUCCUGCCCGAGGAGCCGGCGCUUCGCAACGGAGACGUCCAGGUCGUCGCUCCCCGCGCGGAGCCACCCCGCGACGCCCAGGCCAAAAAGGAGAGUCCGUGGAGAGUCUGUAAUAAAAAAUUGUUCGGAAAGUGCAAGCUGUGGAUGGCCUUCGUCUCUCUUUUCGUAGCUGUCAUUUUAAUGAUCAUCAUGUGCUUAGUUAUUAUUAGAGAUACUUAUAUUGAUGAAGAUGAAGAUGAAAUACCUGAAUUAUCUUCAAGCAUAACAUUCUGGGUCAGACUAAAGAUUCCAGAGGAGUGUUCUAGUGAAAAAGAGUUGCAGCAAUUGCUCUUGGAGAGGCUCACUGAUGUGUACAGCUCAUCACCAGCGCUGAGUCGUUAUUUUACUUCAGUUCAAAUCAAGGAAGGUGGCAGGGGUGAUAGUUCCACCGUAACCUACGACCUGCUCUUUGGGGUUCCGUCAGAAGACAACGAUUUUAUGGAGUAUAUGAUGAGUGAGGAGCUGGUAUUGGGUGUCCUGCGGCAGAACUUCCACGAUCAGAACAUACCUGGUUGUGAGACUCUGGGCCUUGAUCCUGGGUCUGUUUUAAUCUUUUAGUGAAGUGGUGGACGUGUCUGAAAGCAGCAUUCUGCUGAUUUUUUGAGAUGAGAAGACUUCGUUUCAUUUUAUGGAAAAGAUCCCGGAAUUUCACGAUCACGAUCACGAUCACGAUCAUCCUGUUGUUCAUCGAUUGCCUCGAGCAGGCACCAGUAACGUCUCCUUCAUCCUAGCCCUGAGAUUUUAAAAAGUGCCAUAUUCAAGGCUCUUUCAGGGUUAGGAGAAUGAGACCCAUCAUAGCCCAUCAUUGUUACUGGUAUUUGGUAUAUUGGGUACGCCACGGGGAGUUUGCCAGACUCUGCCGUGUGGGCAGGUUACAUUCGGUAGCCUGCCAGGUUGUCCAAAGUAAGAAUGAGAUAAAAAGAUGUUUCAUCCCAGAAUUUAUGUAGAAGAAUUCAUUGCUCACCCGAGAGUGAACUCUCCUUUCCACCCAAUUUUGCAGUGUCUGAGUUUGACUCUUUGACCAGCAGAACAGCACUGACUCCUGCCCCAGCUGGGGAGGUCAGUCUUGACAAAAGCAGGAAGACAGAAGGCAAAGGGUGUCAGGAGGGUGGGUGAAGUUUACAGUGUACCUGAGGUCACUGCUACCAUUGAAAUGUUGGCCAACCCCCACACAUGUACACACUCUCUCUAGUUCAAGGGUUGCCUUCCAGAAUGAAUCCUGCUAACUGCGCGGGUGGAGAGCGAACAGGAGGAGACAGGCAGCAGGGUGAGGGAGAACAUGCUAAUAUUACUCUGAAAUUCCCCCAUGCUCUUUCCUCCUACUGUUAUAUUUGAUCUACCUCUAAGCGAGGCUCAGAGAGGGUGUUAGGCACUUAAGCAUCCCCGAAUAGAAUGUUUUCGCCCCUGCUUCUGUACCCUGCAGCUGGUAUGUCUUAGGACAUCAUCCAAUGUUACGUGUGUUUAUAGAUAUGGAAUAAGACAUGUACUCCACAAUCAUUUGCCUCUCAUUGUCCCUAUGAUUCUUAAACAGAUUUUUGUCAAACAAGUGUCCAUGAGAGUUCUGAACAUAUUCCUGUGUUUUUGGAUUUUUACAUUGAUAUUCGCUGCUCCACAAAGGGAAUCUUUAUAACUGCUGUCUGCUUCAGGCAUUGUACACUGGCCUGCUAUUGCCUAGAGUCACAACCAAGACGAUUGUGAAUCUUAUUGAAGAUGGUUGUUAAACAGAAAGUUCCAAGUUUAUAAGAAUCUGUUGAAAAAAAGGCAUGCCAGUUCUUUUGGGUGUGGGCUGGGGAGCAUUAGUGACUGGAUUGGUGAACAAUUUUAUAGAAUGAGGGAAGACAGAAUAAGUUUUGUUGGAAAAUUAUUUUACUGGAAAUUCCCCCCCCCCCAAGAGUUUUAUACUUAUACAAUGAGAAUCUGUAGACCCAAUAUCUCUAAAAUUGCCCGCAGCAAAUGCCAGUAGGCGUUUUGAUUGGUGUAUAGAGAGCUGUGUCUCUCAGGCUUGGUUCGACCUGAGCAAUGUAUGACCCAAGACUUUGGAUAAUGUGAAUUUUCUUUCGUAUUUAACUAGGAAAUACAUUUAUUAUAACUUGGAGUGUCAUUUUAAGGAUCCUUUCACAAAAGUGAAACAAUUGACUUUUCUUCCUCUUUUAUACAUGUUAAAUAUAUAUUGCAGUGGUUUGUACUUUUUUUUUUAAAUGAAGAACUUGAAAUGGAGAAAGCUUGAAAGAUUUGAAGAUACUUAUAAUAAAUUAUUUUGUCAUAUGCCUUACUGUGUGAACUUUUGCUUUGUAGGUGCUGAUUUUUUAGG
Molecule: messenger RNA, 2427 nt
Organism: Sorex fumeus (smoky shrew)
Lineage: Eukaryota; Metazoa; Chordata; Mammalia; Eulipotyphla; Soricidae
Gene: CUNH3orf52
Product: chromosome unknown C3orf52 homolog
Exons: 6
Coding region: 18-674 (218 amino acids)
Source: RefSeq, a predicted model, not a curated record